AUGGUGCAAGCUCGCAGAUCAUUAACAAUGUCGUCCACCAUGGACAUGAGUAGCGCUAGCAGUGGUAGUUUACGCUUUGACAAGAGAAUCAUUAGCACUAUUAAACUGAAUAUAAGCAACAAAGAGUUAAUCACCAGACUAAUGGAAUUACACGAAGAAUUGUCCAAUUUGGACGAUGCAGACGUUGACUUAUCCUCACUCAAGCUGGUGACUAAGGAUCUAGUUGACAAGAGAUUGUUAAAUCACCCUAGUAUUGGAGUGCAAGCGUUUGCUUGUUGUUGCAUAUCCGAUAUACUUAGACUUCAUGCACCCAAUGCUCCCUAUCAGGAUGAACAAUUGUCUUUGGUUUUUGAAUCGUUCUUUAAGCAAUUUUCGAGACUUGCAACCACUGGUAAAACGGAAAGACCACAAUACUACCUGCAAUACGUAUAUUUAUUGAAAAGAUUGGCCGAAACAAAAUCCAUCAUUUUGAUUCUCGAUCUCCAUGAAUCACAGAAGUUGAUGAAAUUGUUAUUUGAUGCCUUUUACAACAUUGGUACAAAGCAGAAUUUUCCUCGAGAGUUGGAGACUUUGGUAACUGAUAUUUUAUCAGAAGUAAUCUCCGAGUCAGAAGCAGUUCCACUAGAUAUCAUCAAGAUGGUGUUGAAUAAAUUUGAAACACAUGGAUCGAAUAACCAAUUGCUUCUGGAAAAUAUAACUACACCUGAAUUUAACUUUUCCUUGGCUGUGUGUGAAAACAAUGUCGACAGAAUGUCAAGAUUGGUGGCUCAGUACUUUUCCGAAAUCCUUUACACAAAUUCAAGCAAGUUGGAAACUGAUCUUGAGAAUGAACCUGAAUUCCAAAAGAGAAGUGAAAAUGAGUUCUUAAAGGCUUUGGAAGCCUUGAAAAAGAUUCAUCAUUUAUCGGUGCAGCUUUGGACAUACGUCCCAUCUAUAAUGUCAUCAGUCAUUUGUUUGAUUGAUGACGAAUUGAAUGCAAGUGAUGAAAGAGUCCGCGCCUUGGCCACAAAGACCAUGGGCCAAAUAUUAGGGACCAGAACAUACAGUUCAACGAUUCCAUUGCAUAAAGUGAACUUUUUUGUAGUACACCGGUCAAUUUGGCUCAAUUGGUUAAAGAAAACCAAUGAUGUUUCACAUUACGUUCGUACCCUCUGGGUGAGUCUCAUUCCAAGCAUUUUCACAAAUAAUCAAUUCCUUACCAAUGAUGUCUGUCAUGUACUUGCAGACGAAUUUAAAAAGUGCAUGGUGGAUACGGAUCACAGAGUCAGAGAUGCAGCAUGUGUUGCACUUAGCAAGAUACCAUAUGAUACAUUCAUAACUAAAGUGGUUAACAAGGAAAUUUUGCAAACGUUAUCCCAAUUGAUUAGAGAAAAGCACAAGCAUAUCAGAUCCACCUCAAUUCAAGUUUUGAGUUCCAUAUAUCACAGUCAUGCUCAACACAGUGUGGGCAAUGAUCAAGUCCAAUUAGAUCAGGAUCUCAACAAUUUGAUCAAAGAAAUCCCGAAUCAAAUACUAUCUUUGAUCUACAUCAACGACAAAAAUAUUACUGCUCUAGUCGAUGAGUGUUUAUUUGAAAAGUUGAUUCCCAUUUCUGAGCCUGAUACAGAGAAGCGAGUUGAGAAAUUGGUUAGCUUUUACUCCGUCUUGAAUGAAAAGAGUAAGGAAGCCUUUAUUGCAGUUGUUAGAAGACAAGGCCAGAUUGCAAAUGUGAUUGAAAACUUUUUAGAAAUUGCUGAUGAGUGCAACAAAGCAAACUCAUUGGACAAGGAAAAUAACCCUCCAACGGCAGAUGCACUCAAGUCGAGCUUGGCCAAAUUGGAAAAGAUUUUGAAUUGGCUAUGUGUUUCAUUCCCUGACGACUGCAAUACCUACUCUUGUUUGGAAAGGCUUUUCAAACUUAAUAGAGCUAGAUUUUAUCAUUUGAUCAGGACUUGUAUCUCGUCAGAGUCUGAUUUAAGCACAAUAAACAGAGCAUUCAAAGAGUUGUUGAGUAAGCUUGCCGACCCCAAGAAUUUAAAACUAGAAGAUAGGGCCGGUGUUGCACCAGCAGAUAUGGUUUACAACUCAAAGUUGUUGAUAUUGAGAGGAUCUCCUUUAUUAUUUAACAGAUCCAAUGUUGAACAGCUUAUUUCAUAUUCAAAACUGUCACAGCUUGGGUUCAAGGCACCGGCCAAUGAGUUGCUUGAACAGAUGUCAGUCAUUGCGCCGGAAGUAUUUAAAUUCCAUGUUAGAUCCUUAGUCGAGUUGUGCAUGGACAAAGAUGAAACAGACAAAUCUGCACCACUCAAGACAGUAUACCACUUUAUUAAGAAAUUCCCCGACUCAUACCCCAGAGAGAUUUUAUUUACUGAACUGUUGAUGAAAUUAGCAGCCGAGGGAUCACCAGAGGAGGCAAGAUAUGCCAUAAAAGUGCUUAGUUUUAGUGACCAAAAGGAAAUUUGUUUCAACGACACUGUCAGCAAAGUCUACCCAUUGAAUAUUGAUGGUACCAACUUUGGUGCUCACUUGAGCAGCAUAGCAGAACUUUUCUUGGUUGAUAAGUUUUCCAUCAACGAUAAGGAAUUGGAAAUUACAGAAUACGUGAUAAAAUAUGUGCUACUUGAAAAUGCACCAUCUGAUGUUCAACAAACUUACAAGCCUUUGGCUAUCCGCUAUUUUGUCAAUUCAUUAAAAAGCUACAUGGAUGAUGCAGAGACAGCACGGGAAAAAGCUGCUCCCGUUUUAAAAUUGUUGAUAUCAGUAAUUGGAAACGAGGGGGAGAUUGUUAAUAAAACGAACGAAACGUGGCCAACAUCAGAACCUUACAAGACAAAACUAAGGUUGACAGCGGGUGAGUAUUUGCUAAAGUUGGCAAAGAUUCCAGUUUAUAAUGAAGUGAUUUCUUCCUCAACAAUGAGGAAGCUAUGCUUUCUUUUAAACGAUAAGGAGCUAUCGGUUAGAUCACAAUUUUCAAAAAAAUUGAGACACUAUCUUGGUUCAGAAUCGAUAUCAGAAAAGUAUAUCGCAUUGGUCUUUUUCACAGCUGUUGAGCAAGACAUUACUUUGAAAAAUGAAAACACAUUGUGGAUAAAAUCGAUGUUUAAAAGAUCAGAGUUGAACAAAAGUUUGAAGUUUGAGAAAUCUUUGGUUAGGUUGAUUCACAACAUUACCCACCAUGAACAAUUACUUGCGUUAGUUAAUAAUGGAAAUGGAGAAGAAAGUUCAGUGAGUGAUGACGACGAGCGGAUGCUACAGGUGUACUCGUUAGCGGCUCGUUUUCUCAUCUACUAUGUGCAAUUAAUAGCCAAGGCGGAAAAUAUAGCUUUGCUCUACUACUUGGCCAGUAGAGUCAAACAACAUCGAGAUGCUACGAUCCCAAGCGAGCAAUACGAGAUGUUGAAUAAGUCACAAGAGGUGCUCAAUCUAUACCGAAUUGCCGAGUUGGCGCAAUUAGUAUUGAAAACCUACAGUGACUAUAAAAUCUGGCCCAUUCAAACUUGGACGGAGAAAUUUAGACUUCCUCAGGAUAUUUAUGCUCCCAUGGGUAGUGCAGCUGAAGCUCAAUCUGUUGUAUCUCAAGUUUUUAUCCAUGAUGGUAUACAAGGUAAAUUGGUGAAUUUGAUUAAAAAGGAGAUUACCGAUUCAAAAAGAAAACAGAAUGAUAAUCCAGCUGCAACGAGUGUUCCUAAGCGCUCAAAGCCAACACCACGUGUCUCUAAAGGUAAAAAGACAAAGAAAAGGGAGCCAAGAGUUGAGCAACGAAGCAAUGACGCAGCCGAACCCACAAGAAGGAGCAGUAGAGUCAAAAACAAAGUUGUUUACAAAGAUCAAGUAUCUUCUGAAGAAGAACUGGAUUCAGAUAUGGAAUCAGAAAGCGACUACGAGUAA
Messenger RNA from Lodderomyces margitis, 3867 nucleotides. It is a transcript of the gene PDS5, whose product is annotated as Pds5p. Gene Ontology annotation, biological process: DNA repair; mitotic sister chromatid cohesion. Bases 1 to 3867 code for a protein of 1288 amino acids. The transcript has a single exon. NCBI's taxonomy places the organism in Eukaryota, Fungi, Ascomycota, Pichiomycetes, Serinales, Debaryomycetaceae. The record is from RefSeq and is a predicted model, not a curated record. Gene Ontology annotation, cellular component: chromatin; nucleus.